GAGAGUGAGAGAGAGAGAGAGAGAGAGAGAGAGCAAGAGGGAAAGAAGCAGCAGGAGGGGGGCUGAAGGACGUCUCGUUCCAGUGAGGCAGUGAAGCACUUCAAAUCAAGACAGCCUUGGUUAAUCUGUGUAAAGCUAACAAGUCAGCUUCCAAGAGCGUUUUUAUUUUCAAUCUGUUCUUUGAAAGAAAUGAGGCCCUGCUGAAGACAAAGAAGAAAAAAAACAUUUCUUCCUCAUAUUCAGAAAAACCUUUUGCACAAAUAGAAAUCAGACAAGUGCAAUAAGCAAAGCGCUGAAGUUAAGAAAGGGAAAGUACAAAGACAAAACUUUGAACAAGGAUUGUGAAUUAAGAGUCAAGCUGCAGCCAGCCGAAGCCAGUGGAAUGGACCCAGGUGCCCGUCGGAUCAAUCCCCAAGUGCCCGCACUGCUGUCUGAGGAGGAGGGCUGAGGAUCUGUUGCAACGACAACCAACUCAUGAAUGAGGAUGAAUGGAGAUGUUCUUUAGCUAAAGCUUAAAACAAACAAUCUUGCCAAUUCAUUUGUGCAAGCUGGACCAACGCUAGCUGACAGCUGGAAGAAGAGGAGGCUGUGGAGAGGAGUCAGGGGGCCCAGAGCCCUUCUGGUGCCUCUGGCCCGGAGGAGGGGAGCACUCAGCACACCGAGGAGGGACACGACUUGCAGGAGGAACACCACGGAGGGGCAGAAGUGGCGGGUGUCGGGCGUCGCAUGGCCGUGCAGAGGCUGGUAGCGGCAGCGGUGGUGGUAGCCCUGCUGUCCCUGGUCCUAAACAAUGUUGCAGCCUUCACCCCCAGCUGGGUCCUGCAGGCUCUGGAAGAUGGACGCAAGCGGAGUGUGGGACUGUGGAGAAUGUGCCCCAGUGGAGGGGAAAGGGGCCGGGAUGACCUCCAGGGGGGCAGCAAGGUGCAAGGGACUCAGAGGCAUUGUGAAAGCCUUGGAUGGGGUUCUGAGAAUGCAGGUUACCAGGAAUCCCGCAGCACUGUUAAAUUGCAGUUCAACAUGAUGCGGGCAUGUAACCUGAUGGCAACGGUGGCUCUGACUGCUGGUCAGCUGAUCUUCCUCCUAGGCCUGAUGGAGCUGCCCUUCAUCUCACAUGAGUCCCAAUGGUGGGAGGAGGCCAUUGCUGCACUCUUUCAGCUGGCCAGUUUUGUGCUUGUGAUUGGACUUGUGACCUUCUACAGGAUAGGACCCUACACACACCUGUCCUACUCCUGCUAUGUGAACAUAGCAGCCUGCCUUCUGGCUACAUUGGCUGCAGCCAUGCUCAUCUGGAAGAUUUUACACCGACGAGAUGACUGCCUUGGACCUCAAGUAAUAAUCAUCAGUCGCUCACUGGCAUCAACUUUUCGCCCACGCCUAGACAACGACUAUGUGGAGUCGCCUUGUUGAGCCAUGAGACCUCACGAGCAAAGCCGAUAAGGAGUUAUCACCAAAAGGGACGAGAUUGUUUCCUCGACAGCUGGUAUUUUACUCCACUACCUGCCUUAAAUGUGACUCAAAGGAGAGGACGCAUUCCAGUGGCUCCACGGCAACUAGUUACCUGCAAUUGUACACAAUUUUUGUUACUCAUGUCCCUAUAAAUGUAUCAGAAUAAUUUUGCUGCUUAAAGCACAAGUCAUAUAUUUAACUAAAAUUAACAUGCAAAGCAGCACCAAAGUUUGAAAUAUAACAUAUUGUAGCGUGUUGCACGUAUUUACACUUGGGUGGGCUAUUUGGUAGCGAGUAUGGAAUUUGUAUGAAGACAGUCUUAUAAACUAUCUUUAUGAAAUGAUCAAGCUGGAACUGGACUUAUUUCGUUAAAACUGCACUUACUGAAUGGUCCCCUGCAUGAUUCUAAAUCGCAGACAUUUGAAAUUGAAAUAUCUUAACUCAUAUUUAGAUCCCACUUUAAAUCUUUUUACAAUUUAGACAUAUGUAAUUUAAUUCUAAACCAGAUGCUGCGCAGUGAUAUUUUCAUCAUAUUACCAAAUAAGCCAUUGUCACAUAGUUUUAACAUAUACAGACAAAUGCAAACUGAAAAAAAAACGAUGUACCUAAACCUGAAUCUUUAAGAAUUUUCCACCAAUUCUCCACCACAUAUAAAUAUCUAUUUUUCAGAUGUGUUGCAUUUAAUGAUGACAUGAACAUUAUAAUGCUUAAAUUGAUUUUUCAUUAUUUUUAAUUUCUUUGUAAACUACUUGCUUCUGGUACAUUCUAUGAACUCAAUAUGAUAUAAAAUUAAAUUAAAAAAAUAGAAUAGAAGUAAUGAUGGUAGUACGGUUUAUUGAGACCAUACUUUCAUACUUCUGCUUAGAAUUGUUCUACGUGGGUUUUCCCAAAGAAGACUUUUAAAAAGUGGCCAAUAAAAACAAUAUGUUUAAUGUAAAUUGUAAAAGUGACAUAAACUGUAAUAGAAAUAUUAAAUAUAAGUAUUUAAAUACAGCUGAAGUUGUCUGGUGCUGAUGAGAAAACCUGACAUAUAGACAAUGGAGAACAAAUUAUAAAAGUUAAGAUGAGAGACAGGAAACAAAGCUAUUUUAAGUGUUAAGGGUCAAGUUAACCCUUUAGAAACUUUUUUUUCCAAGCCCACUAUUAUAUUUAACAUUUUAUUCAUUUACUGCUCUUUCUGGAGUUUUCAGACCCAUUUAAAACCCAAACAAUUAACUUCAGGUGAUUUGUCUUAAGGUUUAUUAAGUUACUUAUUUAUAGAACACACAAAAAAAUUCAGAUGUCUCAUGUAUGGAACACACUUAAAAAUUCAGAAAGAAGAACACUAUUAUCCAAAACACAGCUCCUUGUUAAAAUGUACUUAAACACUCACGUGGAUAGAGGAUAACCUCCUUCUUGUUAGAUAAAAGAUGUGCCAUUUUAUUUUAAAUGUAAUUUAAAUCAAUACUAGUAGUUAAUUUUUUUUUUUUUUUUCAUAGAUAUUGUUAAACAAGACUAAACGAUGCAAAAUCAUAUAGUUUGGCAUUAAUACAAAUAGGUAUGUUGGUGCAGAAUUUAAUGACAAGAGCGCCUCUCAAAUCUUUACCACAGUUGGGACUGAUCAUGCUACCAGGGACACAGACACUGAAAGAAUGGCAUAUAUUGAAAACCCAUAUAUCCUACAAGCAAAUGUUACACAGUCUUUUAGAAACUAUGGGUGAAAAGAUGACUUCUACGACAGAAUAACAGUACACACUUACUCUCACUUCGAGAGAUACAACCUGAACGUUUUGUCAUGGUCCUCAUAUUCUCCAGACCUAAACAUAAUCUAUGGGGGCUGGAGAUCAAACUGCCAUCAUCACGACUGGAAGACAACCUGAAUAUUUUUCACAACUAGCCCUUUAGGACUCAGAACAUUCAGUGAGUGACGCCUCCACUGACACGUAAGAACCAGACACUGAAGCCUCUUCCAGAAGCAAACUUAGAAUACUGCAAUGUUGUGGAAUUUAUAGUCAACUUAUAAUUGAAGCGUUCCUGUACAUCAGGGAACGCACUGUACUUAUGUGACAUAGAUGUGGUUGUCCCUGCUGUUUCCUAUAGCUAUUUCAUUAUAUUGCCUCAAAUAAAUGUUGGAAAUAUGCCAAAGCUCUGGAUCAAAAAGCUAAAUUCAGAAUUAAAUAUGAAAGCCAUUGUUGAUUCAAAGAUCUACCUCAGAGACAUAGGUCUCAGAAGAUACAGGUUACUGUAGCAGGAAUUGCAAAAUCCUGUAAGUGGGAGAUAUCAGUCGUUAAAAAAAAAAUAGGAGCAGUGUUAAAAAUAACCAUCAAUGAGGAAUUAGUAAAACUGUCAUCACUUCUAUUAAAAAUCUUUGGUAUAUCCGGUCAGUAGAAUAUACUGUUCUCCCAUUUGUUUGUUUUUAUGCCAAUUUCCUAUUUGCGUAAUGUCUGUACGUGUGAAAGCAACAGUACAGCAGAAAGCAGAAUGAGUGCCCUGACUCACGUAUUUUCCAGAAUAUGAUAUUGGAUUACUGCUGAAAUCCCAAAGACAUUCUUAGAACAGACACACGCACUUACAAGCACGUACAGAUGAAUGAGCACACACUUUUCUGAUGUGAUUUAAUGUUUGCAAGAAUGGGAAGGGCACUCCUUUUGGACCAAACUGGCAUGGGGACCUCCUGUAAGUCUGUAUGUGUGUGUGUGUGUGUGUGUGUGUGUGUGUGUGUGUGUGUGUGUGUGUGUGUGUGUGUGUGUGUGUGUGUGUGUGUGUUUCAGAUAGUGUUUAGAAAAUGACAUCCCCUCCGAACACACCCGCAUACUAACAAAAACAGUCUUUUAUAUACACAUUGAAGAGUUCCUUCCUCAAACAGAUGCAAAGAAACUCCUUAAUCAUGUCCUGUAUUUUAAAAUCUUUUU
Cololabis saira (Pacific saury) is the source of this 4337-nucleotide messenger RNA. It is a transcript of the gene tmem204, whose product is annotated as transmembrane protein 204. NCBI's taxonomy places the organism in Eukaryota, Metazoa, Chordata, Actinopteri, Beloniformes, Belonidae. Bases 727 to 1407 code for a protein of 226 amino acids. The record is from RefSeq and is a predicted model, not a curated record. The transcript is spliced from 3 exons.